Messenger RNA from Artibeus jamaicensis (Jamaican fruit-eating bat), 6243 nucleotides. It is a transcript of the gene SETD6, whose product is annotated as SET domain containing 6, protein lysine methyltransferase. Gene Ontology annotation, biological process: peptidyl-lysine monomethylation. The record is from RefSeq and is a predicted model, not a curated record. The transcript has 9 exons. Bases 77 to 1441 code for a protein of 454 amino acids. Gene Ontology annotation, molecular function: protein-lysine N-methyltransferase activity; protein binding. Gene Ontology annotation, cellular component: nucleus. NCBI's taxonomy places the organism in Eukaryota, Metazoa, Chordata, Mammalia, Chiroptera, Phyllostomidae.
AGCCCUGCCUUGGGGUGGGGCUUUGGGCGCCGGAAGCUCGUGCGGCUCUUUGCGCCCGACCGCGCGCCCUCCAACCAUGGCGGUUCAGGCGAAGCGCCGGCGGGUGACCGGGCCUGUGGGCAGCGGCGACGACAAGGACCUGGACCCGGACCCGGUGGCCGGCUUCCUGAGCUGGUGCCGGCGCGUGGGGCUGGACUUGAGUCCUAAAGUGGCGGUGAGCCGGCAGGGCACUGUGGCCGGCUACGGCAUGGUGGCCCGGGAAAGCGUACAGCCUGGGGAGCUGCUGUUCUCGGUGCCGCGAGCCGCGCUCCUGUCGCAGUACACCUGCUCGAUCGGCGGCCUGCUGGAGCGAGAGCGAGGCGCACUUGAGAGCCAGUCCGGCUGGGUGCCACUGCUCCUGGCGCUGCUCCACGAGCUGCAGGCCCCGGCCUCACCCUGGAGCCCUUACUUCGCGCUCUGGCCGGAGCUGGGCCGCUUGGAGCACCCCAUGUUCUGGCCCGAGGAGGAGCGCCGGCGGUUGCUGCAAGGCACAGGGGUACCUGAGGCGGUAGAGAAGGAUUUGGCCAACAUCCGCAGCGAGUACUACUCCGUUGUUCUGCCCUUCAUGGAAGCCCACCCUGACCUGUUCAGCCCCAGGGUUCGCUCCCUGGAGCUCUACCACCAGCUUGUGGCUCUCGUGAUGGCCUACAGCUUUCAGGAACCACUGGAGGAAGAGGAGGAUGAAAAAGAGCCAAACCCCCCUUUGAUGGUGCCUGCUGCAGACAUCCUAAACCACUUAGCCAAUCACAAUGCCAAUCUAGAAUACUCCUCGAACUGUCUUCGGAUGGUGGCUACUCAGCCCAUUCCUAAAGGCCAUGAAAUUUUCAACACUUACGGGAAAAUGGCUAAUUGGCAGCUGAUUCAUAUGUACGGUUUUGUUGAACCAUACCCUGACAACACAGAUGACACAGCUGACAUUCAGAUGGUGACAGUUCGUGAGGCAGCUUUACAGGGAACAAAAGGUGAAGCUGAAAGGCUCCUGCUGCAGGAGCGCUGGGACUACUUAUGCAGACUGGAGAUGGUGGGGGAGGAAGGAGCCUUUGUGAUUGGGCGGGAAGAGGUGCUGACAGAAGAGGAACUGACCACCACGCUCAAGGUGCUGUGCAUGCCUGCUGAGGAGUUCAGAGAGGUUCGAGACCAGGAUGGAUGGAGAGAUGAGGAAAGGGAAGAGGACAGCCUGACAAUCACAAAUAUCCCCAAGCUCAAAGAAUCAUGGAGGCAGCUUCUACGGGACAGUAUUCUGUUGACCCUGCAAACCUAUGCCACAGACUUAAAAACUGAGCAAGAUUUGCUCAGUAAUAAGGAGGCGUACACCAAACUCAGCUGGAGGGAACAACAGGCCUUACAGGUUCGUUACGGACAGAAGAUGAUCUUACACCAGUUGCUGGAACUGACAGGUUAAGCUAAUAAGCAGGUUCCCUGUGCCUGGAACUGGAACAUCCAUGAGACAUCCACAGGAACUUGAUUCUAAGGUGAUAUUCAAUGAUGCUCAAAAAGGAGGAAAUUCUGGAUCUUUGUUUGCUUUUUCAUAUUAAAUACCAGAAGGAAAAGGAACAAAGGUGUCUAAGAUGAACUCUGAGGUAAGGGGACACGUUUAAGGGUUGGGGAUAGCAGACUUGGGAAUUGCUGAUUGUCACCAAAACCAAUACCCACUUUUUUAGUUACUACCAUUGUUGUCUUGUUUUCAGUUUGCACGAAGGUUAGCAGUAUGAUUCUGAUCAUGAAAGGUCUUACUGUCAUCUAGUGUUUGAUAGCACAGACUUUGAAAGGAGACCUGGCGCUUUACCUUCUAUAAAACAAACUUUGUUUCCUUCCUCUUAAAGGACAGAGUGAGUGAGUGAUGCCACUGGCACUCAGAGCAUCUGUUUUAACCCCUCAGCACUCUGAAGUCUGCUCCAGGUGGCACCACUCACUCUCCUGCAGGGAAGGAAGCACAUGACACCAAUGACAUCAAAGCCUCACUUCAUGUAAGAUUUCCUGUUUAGCCCUGGACAUUUGUCCUCUCUGGCUAUAAAACUUGAUAGCCAUUAAAAGUACAAAAUAUUAUUAUAAGGGGGAUAAGUUUUAAAUAUAUACCUAUUCCUUUCUUUUAAAAAUAGAAAGCAUUUUUAACUGUUAGAGCAGGUUUCUAUGGUUAAUUUUCUACUGUUGAAAAGGAACAGAAAAAUACUAUGUAAAAAAAAAAUCACUUGUUUAUUUGAACAUGCCAGAUGUCCAAAAGUAGUGGUAAAGAUCUACCAUUCAGCAAGAAGCUGGUGGUUCCCAAAGACCUUGGGCUUUGCAGGGGUGGGCUGUCCACUUUCCUCCUUACCUCUAGCACUGGCUGCUGCUACUGAGAAAAGGCACAGUGGACUCAUGUGUGUGUCAUGACUUUAAUGUUGCAUUGACUACAGUAUGCAUACACAUACAAGAAGGAGGGGAGCUAAAGCCCAGGAACUAAAAAGGCUACAAAAUACAACACGGACCAAUACAUUUACAAAACACUCAAAAUCCUUACCAAAGGGACUGACGGUAUUGGUCCUUUUGACUUUUGUUGGUAUUCAUUCAACUUAGCCUGGGAUAAAAGGGGAGGGCAGUUCAUACUAUUGGUUCCCUUUCCUCAGUUUACAAUUAACAGAGAUGGGGGAGCUUUAGGCCUGCUCUGGUUUCCCUUUAUAAAAAGGGGAUGCUUUCCAGCAGUUGCUCUAAGUUUGGAGAAGGGACAAAGCAAAACCCGUAGGAUUGUAACUGUGGGCUCUUUCCAGGUUCUCUGGUAUACUAAAUUCUACCACAUCCACAUUUCAACAACUUGGUAAUCUUCAAGGUCCCCUGUCCACAUUAAAAAAAUAAGUUACAUAAUAUUUAAACUGGCUUUUUUGGUUUUUUCUUUUUUUUUUGCGCUACUUCUUUGGGACACCAGGAAUGUCAGAAGACAUGGAACUAUGUCCCCAGACAAGUGCACAGCAGCAGCAGCAUCUUCAAUAAUAAGCUGGACAGGUACCAGUUUAUAUACUUGCCUUGGACAUAUUUUGCACAAACCCAAGAAGUUCCAGACAAAGGUUUUCUCUGUCAUAUAUUUACACAAGUUCAAAAUGAUAUUCACAGCAUUUUCUAAAUUUUGGCCAAGAGUCAAAAAAUGCAUUUAAACUUUGGAACGUGCCCACAGAGACAGGAAACUGACCCAAACAGUAAUUGGGGCAGGUACCCAAGAACCAAAGGGCUGAGAAAGUCAGAAGAGCUGAACGGGUUCCUCAGCCAGUUUAUGAACGUGGUGCUCUGGGACAGCCAGGCUGACAGUUCACAACAGAGAGGUGGUUCCAUCUAACUGGCACCCGUCCCUUCCAUUACUUGCUGAGCCUGCUUCUGUCCCAUGCAGCACUGUGCAACCGACUGGAACAACCUGAAAAAGAGAGAGUGCAAGUCUGUGAGAGAAAUUCAGGCCUGAUAAUAUUUUGUGUCUCAUUCACUUUAACAACUACCUCCUUUUUAAUAAUCCACCCAGGCUGAAGCCAUCAAAUGAUCCUCAUUCCGUCCCAUUAAGACAAUUAAAAAAUUACUUUUAACUUACUUUUCAAUUUCUGGGGCACAGUGUACAAACUCAUGGUUCCAGAACUUAAAUGCUGGAUUUUUAAUCAGCUCAAUGAAGGUAAUAAGCAGACCCCAAGGAUGUGGCCUAUUUACAAUCAACCGUUCCAAGAGAACCCUGGAGAAGGAGAGAAUAGGUUAAUAUUACACAGAAACACACAGAUUCAGAACCACUUUUCCGAUACUUUUUUUUUUUUUUUUGCCUAACUCUUCUCCUGAUUAUUAAACCACAUGCAAAAAUUGUUAGCUUUACUAAAGACUAGUGGAUCAAUCUCUGUCCUCUAUACUGCAUAGGUAAUGUAGGGAGAAUUGGAGUUAGGAAACCUAGCUUUGAGUCCUGCCUAUUCCCCUGAGCCUAAGAGACUAAGUUACAGUCAAGUGAGGACAAUAUCAGAUUACAUGGUGCAAGAAAGUAAUCACUCAAAGAAUGCAUUCAGCCCUGGCUGGCCUGUGAACCAGAGUCUCCAGUUCAAUCCUCAGUCAGGGCACAUGCCUGGGUUGCAAGCCAGGUCCCCAGUAGGGGGCGCAUGAGAGGCAACCACAAAUGAUGUUUCUCUCCCUUUCUCCCUCCCUUUCUAAAAAUACACAAAUAUUUUUUUAAAAGAAUACACAAUUUAAGGAAAUAAAUUCUAAUACCACUAGUACAUGUAUAAACUGGUACUUUUUUUGAAUAGCAGUUUAGUACCGGCUUAAAUAUUCAUAUCUUUUACCUAGCCAACUAUAUUUCUCAAGAAAAUAAAGCAUAAGAACAAAGAUUUAAGUUCAAGGAAGUUUACUACAGCUUUAUAAAUAAUCACAAGACAGGACAUUAUCACUACUUAAUUUCCAGUAUAUAAAUGUACCAGACUACUGUUAUCUAAUAUCCACAAACUACUAUUAUAAGUGAAGGGGCAAGUUUAAAAAGUCUGACCCAGUUUGUCAAGUACAUGCAUCCAUACUUCUCUCACUAGAAUCUACCCAUUGCUCAAUCUCCAGUGCUGUAUAUUGUCCAAGCGAUAUACGAAAGAUUCUUAACUACUGUCUGGAAAGCACAAGUAUGAUCCUAUUAUUUCUGCUGCUUAAAAACCUUUUAACCUAGAGAUAAGUCCACAUGCUUUAACAUGGGCUUUAAUAGGCCCGUGUGACUCAGGACUCGGGUUAAAAAUUGCACUGCCACCAACACAUGAGCUUAAAAAUGUUGGUGUCUUGCUGCAAACUACUUAUUUCAGCAGUGAUUAUUACCUGUAGCUGCAUGUCAUUGUUCACAACCAUAUCCCAUAUUAAACACAUAAAAAGAUGCUCAAAGAAUUCAUAGUAAAAGGGCUGAGGCACAACUAAGAAGCAUCUGAAAAAUCUCUUACCUUGUGAUCUGUUCUUGGAUAGCUUCAGUGUUUGCUUCUGCAAAAAGGUAUAGCAUGGUGCAGCUGAAGUAGUGAGUGUGGCUAUUUGGGUACCGCAGCUGGUUUGCUAUUGCAUUUAAGAAGAGAUACCGACCUACAAAUCAAAAAAAAAUCCAGCUUAGUGAGGACUUACUUUAUAAGGCCAAGAUAAGAAGGCAAAUCAUUUUACUGGUUAGGAUUUAGAUUUCUACUAUAGGUUUAAAAAUUAUCCUACAGUUUUUAGGUCCCCAAGAGUUUUUAUUUCUGUGCAUUUUAUUUCAGUAUUUCUACAUUAAAAAGUUUUCCCCCAAGAGACUUAGUGCAGGGUGUCACUGGUUUAAUUCACCAGUCUCUUUAUUGCCACUUAAGAGAAGACAGCUGGAUUGUCAUUUCUGCCUUUGUUCAAUCUGCUCCAGUAUUACAUUUCGUGUAGCCUCUGGAAAACUCCAUACACUCAUUACAACCUGAGUGCAAAAACCAAGAUACUAUGAAAAUAGUUUUGACCUCACAGCCCUUCUAAAAAGGGUCUUGAACUCCACACCAAGGGUUCUCAGACCACACUUGAGAACCACUAGUUUAAAGUAUAUUGGAAUGAGUAUUUAUUAACUUGGCUCAGUUGUCUGGCCUCUGCUCAGUAUUACUUAUGUUUAACGUGUCCCUAAGGACUACUUUCUUUUUGCUCGGCUUGGGACGUGAUAUUCACUUUUAUUAAAUCUUGAUUUUAAGCUGACUCAAAUCUCUUCUACAAAUAAGCCAACAAUUUAUACAUACUCAAAAUUAACUAGCUUCUCAAGAAUCCAGAGCAAAGUCAAAAUAGGCAGGCAUUCUUCUAAAGUGUAUGUGUGCUAAGGUGAGGACUGUAUAGAAUUGGUGAGUACCUAGUGAAUCUCUAUUACUUAAGAAUACAGAAUGUGAAAUACAGUUCACAGGCAACCUAGAAUAAAGUUAUACUGUGAGCUUUUUGCCAAGCAAGUAGGGAAACUCCCAUCCAUGCACGUUUAUACACCUAAUGUCAAUGUCCUGCCUGCCAAGUAAGCACCAGUAAGGGAAAAGGGGAAAAAGGCAGGUUAACAGAAUGUUAACAUUAAUGCUAUUUUUUAAAGAGGCUAAUAAAAGGAACACAUUUAUUUUGCACACUAAAAAAGUACUGCAGUGACAUACACUGGAAUAUUAACUGAUGUGGUAAGCACUCUGGAUGGUUCUUUCCUUUAUGCUGUUUUGCACUGAGCAGAUACUAUCCAACUAAAAAUAGCCAGGCAUACCAAUAAACAUUGACAGAACA